GGCCCUACCUUCAUCACUGCUUUCAGUUCACACGCCCAGUGAAGAUACUAGUCACCCAUUCUCUCGCAAUGCUCAUCCCAUAAUGCUCGGCUCUCUGGGUUUACUAGGCCAGGAAACGCGUAUUCGCCCGCGAAUGCACGCCAUUCGUUGAACUCUCGCGGUCAUCACUUCUAAAUCAUAUCACGGCGAAUCAUGGAAGUUCGUUCUCCCUUCAACUUAAACAUCAUGACUUUCGGUGGAAACGCGAUCUCAUCGUCCCUAUUUUCAGGCGCCGCCGGCGACGCGGGCGGAAGACAUUCCGCCGGUGGCGGCGGUGGCGGCGGUGCCGGGAGCCUCGCGGAGUUUCUCUUCGGCAAGCUCGGCGGAAACAUCCAGUCGGAGAAGCUUCGAUGGGAGCUUCCCGUCGUCGCGAAUGAGCCCUGCGACGUCGCCGCGUGCGGCUUCGCGAAAGAUCCGUGCGACGUCGCACUCGACUCCGCGGGUGGUGCCAUUGGGAGACUCGGACUCGGCAUCGGCGCGGCUUUCCCCGCAGAAAACCCCAAAACGCCACGUCAGGAACACGUGGCGUAUCCCCAUUCGUUGUGGCCGACAAGGCAACCAAUGAUGCGAGACGACGAUUUGCAAUCAAUCCGUGCGGCAAAUCCGGGAUUCGAUCCUCGUUAUACCGUGUCAGCGAGGCCAACGGAGCCGUCAGUAGUGCAGCAGCAGCAGCAGCAGCCACAUCAGCAGCAGCAGCAGCGGGAGGGGGAGGCUCGGAUGCUGUGGAAAAUCAUGUUGGCCGACUCGGGGUCCCGGCGCCACUGUGGGGAGCAGCGCGCCGACUCAGCAGCGUCAGCCGGCUGCGGCAGCCGCGUGCUUCGGACGCAUCCGCAAUCGCCACGUGAGCCAAGCGCGUCGCUGUCGCCUGGAUGCCCCAGCAACGGAGGAUGGGCGUUUCCAUUCCCUCGGGCUGUACUAAAUCCCGGCACUCCUGCGGUUGCGACUCCUGCGGUUGCGACUCCUGCGGUUGCGACUCCUGCGGUUGCGACUCCUGCGGUUGCGACUCCUGCGGUUGCGACUCCUGCAGUUGCGACUCCUGCUGUUGCGGCUCCCGAUACACCUGCUGCUGCUGAAGGCACGCAUGCGAUUGCCGCGCCGUGUAAAGCUCCCAUGCGUAACGUCCCCCCUGGCAACUACAGUGGGGUUCCGGACUCCGUGGUGUCUACUAACGGGUCGUCUUUUACAGGGGAUGAGGCUGAGCCCUCUGCAGCCAGGGCUGUUGUGUCUGGUAAUGGAUCGCCUCACUCUGUCCGGAGCCGUAUCAGGAAGAAGCAGGAAUCGCGCGAUUGCGGGCUAUGCGGUAAAAGUUUUUCCUCCGGGCAGGCGCUCGGCGGGCACAUGCGAAAACAUUGGCAUUCGCGGUCGGGUGCUGGUCCCCUGGAGAAGCUACUGCUUGAAAAUAAAGCUGGGCAAGCAAUCAAAUUGGAGGGGAACAGUGGUUAUACCAAGGAGUCUUCUAGAGGGGAUGGAGGUGAAGGAUGUUUUGCCUAUUGCGCAGGACAAGAGGCCAUGGAGGGGAGCAGUAGCAAGCCUUACUUGGCGCAUGGCAAGGCGUGUGAGGAUAGCUCGAUAGAGCACAUAUUUGUAGAGGCUUGUGCUUCUGCUGCACCACGUUUUUGGGCCCGCCAUGAUGAUGGGUUGGACCUGGACCUCAGGCUGUAGGAAGGCCUGGCUGGCACACAAAGAUUUGGCUGCUUGUCUGAAUUCGGUCGUUCUUUUUCUCCUUUGCUGAAUAAUUAGUUUCCUUGACCUUCCACGUGUUGGUUGGAGUACAGAAUGG
Molecule: messenger RNA, 1819 nt
Organism: Closterium sp. NIES-67
Lineage: Eukaryota; Viridiplantae; Streptophyta; Zygnematophyceae; Desmidiales; Closteriaceae
Source: the annotation of a GenBank genome assembly